AUGCCUUUCGGUUGGGGCGAAUCUGAGCAGUCCUACGACCGCGUCUACAACAACGACAACUUCGAGGAGCACAAGUCCAGCUUGGGCCACGAGGUCGUUGCUGGUGGAGCAGCCUUCGCCGGCUUCAAGGCUUUCGAGGAUCACCAGCGCAAGGAGGGCAAGCCCGUGUCCCACGCUUUCGCCAAGGAGAUGCUUGCCGGCUUCGCCGCCGCCGAGGUAGACAAGCUCGCCGAGACCAAGGGCGAGGAUUGGUUCGACAAGGAGAAGGCGAAGCAUGAGGCCAAGAGGGGUGCUGAGCGGAUGUACGAUGAGCACUACAUCGACAACCAGAACGCCGAUCAGUAUGAUCCAAACCAGUACGGUCGCCCGGACAGGAUUGACCAGCGCGGGUGGUCAGCUGAUCGCAUUUCUUCAGUUCUCAUCACCAUCGCACGUGGGCUCGAAACUGCUUAUUGCUGGUUGAGACGAAACGUCGUGCCCAGGGAACUGGAACGGGACCUCGUUCCUGAAUGGCGACUGAAAUACCUGGAUUACAAGCAAGGCAAAAAGAAGCUCAAAGCCAUCAGCCGCGCCCUUCGAAACGUCACCCAGACCCCGGGCAUUCGCCGCCGUGCCACGAACGCCUUCACGCCCUCGCCCUUCAACUCCGCGCCGAAAUACUCAUUCCUGAACCGCAACCAUGGCCGGGACACGGGCAGCGCAAGAGAACCCGGGGACUUGCGGGCUCUCGCCAUAAGAAACAGCCAGAACAGUCUGAGGGCGAAACCCAAUGGAAAUCAUUCGACCCUAUCUCUCGGGGCUGGGAACCCGGAAGAGGCGCCGCUGAAUGCGCGAGAGGACUCACAGUUCCCCGGCUUGACCAGAUAUGGCAGUAUCAUUGGGUCACCUCCUAACGAAGGACGGUCUACGAGAGCGAAGGCCCCGCCUUCUUUAAAGCUGCCGGGCGCUGCCUUGGACCCCGAAAAUGUUUCGCCGAGGGUAGGGCCUUCGACAGCCCCAAUCAAGAAGAGCAAGUCGGUCACGCUACCCCCAAAUGGCGAGACAGGGACGGAGAUAGACAAUGCAUUUGAAGUGGGGAGGACUAAAUCGCCACCGGCCUCGAAUUCCCUACCGGCGAGGUACAGGAGCAUUUUCAGCCCAAAGCGCAUGAACUCGUCGCCUGGCACGCCCACUGGCCAAGCUCCUAGACCACUCCUGAAGCGCGUCUUCUCCAUGACGCAUGGAACACCGCCCCCUAGUCCUGGCGAUGUGCCGCUGGAAGCCUAUCGUGAGUUUGACAUUCGGCAAGCGGAAUUCUUCCAUUUCCUGGACAUGGAGCUAGAGAAGAUCGAAGCUUUCUACAAGCAGAAAGAGGACGAAGCCACUGAGCGGCUAGCCGUCUUAAGAGAACAACUACAUGUGAUGCGCGACCGCCGUCUGGAUGAGCUCAUCAAACGUCAGGCUGCAAAAGUGAAGGCGAAGGAAAAGAAGAAGGACGAUGCACUUGCGGGCUUAAUGAAUGGGCACGGAACCAACUCUGUCGAGGGUGCGCCACAAGGGAAGACCCUCGACCUAUCUUGGCUGAAUCCCAUUGAUUCCGCUCUCCAUGCCGUGCAAGCGGGAAAGUACGGCAAAAGUACGAAGGCCAUGCAAGAUCUGGCGACACCAUCCGCUUUGAGACCCCAGCAACUGGAUGAUCGCCGCGACUACGUCCGCCGUCCGGAACUACCUGAAGUACCCUAUCAGACAGCAAAGCGGAAGCUCAAAGUCGCUCUUCAGGAAUACUAUCGAGGGCUGGAGCUCCUCAAGUCAUAUGCUCUACUUAACCGAACCGCCUUUCGCAAGAUCAAUAAGAAGUACGAUAAGACCGUCAAUGCUCGGCCUUCGCUGCGCUAUAUGACUGAGAAGAUAAACAAAGCUUGGUUCGUAAAUAGCGACGUUAUUGAAGGCCAUAUCCGAGCCACGGAGGAUCUGUAUGCUAGAUACUUCGAAAACGGCAACCACAAGGUCGCCAUCAACAAGCUUCGCAUCAAGAUCGUCCGAGCUGGCGACUACAACGAGAACUCGUUCCGAAACGGCCUAGCACUGGCCACAGGCGCCAUUUUCGGCAUCCAGGGCAUUAUCAAAGGCUACGAACUGCUCCUGUCGGAUGACCAUACGCUCGCAACAAAUACGAGUUAUCUCUUUCAGACUGUCGAGUCUGAUUGGAGGCAACUUUCCGAACUUCCUUGUUUCUUCAUCUUCCUCUUAGGUUUCUUCGUCUGGCUGAAUUUCAACCAAUAUGGCAGCGAGUCGGUCUUUCUGUACUUUCCUGUGAUACUCCUUAGUAUAUCAACGGUCCUGUUAUUCAACCCUUUUCCAGUGUUGUACUAUAGGAGCCGCUUCUGGCUCAUAUAUUCCAUGUGGCGCUUGUUAUGUGCAGGAUUCUAUCCCGUCGAAUGGCGAGACUUCUACAUGGGAGACAUGUUCUGCUCUCUGACGCACAGCAUGGGAAACAUAGAGCUAUUUUUCUGUCUCUAUGCCAAUCAAUGGAGCAACCCAGUCCAAUGUAACUCAUCGCACUCUCGCCUCCUUGGUUUCUUCGCCACCCUGCCCGGCAUUUGGCGUGCACUCCAAUGCAUCCGACGUUACUACGACACCGGAAAUGCCUUCCCGCAUCUUGUCAAUUGCGGGAAGUAUACAGCAACCAUUAUCUACUACGUCACGCUCAGCAUUUACCGCAUCGAGAAGACAUCGCAGAACCAAGCCAUCUUCAUCACCUUCGCUACCAUAAACGGAAUUUACACCAGCUUCUGGGAUGUCUACUACGACUGGAGCCUGGGCGAUCCGAGUGCGAAAUACCCCUUCCUUCGCCAGACCCUCGGGUACAAGAAGAUCUGGAUGUACUACGUUGCGAUCGUCAUAGACCCUAUAUUGCGCUUCAACUGGAUCCUUUACGUCAUUCUUCCACGGCAACUUCAACAAUCAGCCCUCACCUCGUUCUUCAUCGCGCUGUCGGAGGUUUGCAGGAGAGGUAUGUGGUCGCUCUUCCGUGUCGAGAACGAACACUGCUCCAACGUUGGCCACUUCCGCGCUAGUCGCGAUGUGCCCCUCCCUUAUGAGAUCCCAUCGAGUCCUGAAGUCUCAGGUCGCCCUUCAGGCGAAACAGAAGCAAGACCCGAAGGAGAGCAGCUGAGCCCACAUCUCCGCCGCACAUCCACUGCGCCUACGGCCUCUGGCGUAGACCUCGAAACCGGUGGCACACGCCCCUCCCCACAUCGCCGCCGCGCAACUUCCUUCGCUGCUCCCCCCGGCGGGCAACAAGAAAGCCCCAUUGCGCGCGGACUCACACGUAUGGGCACCAUCAUCCGCGACGCACACGCACAAGAUUUUGAACGCAAACGUAAGCCCGAGCUUGGCACUCACACCAGUAGCAAGGUUGACGAAGAGACGGAUGAUGAGGACGAAGAUGGCGAUGAGCACAGUGCAGAGGAGGGCAGUCGCGCGGUGAGCCCGGGGACGAGGUACGGUGAGGGAGAUGAGUAUGCUGAUAUUGAUGCGGAGGAUGACAGGGAGAUAAGAGAAAUUAGGGAGCAAGUUGCGGCUGGAAUGGAGGGGGAGGCAGAGAGUGGCGAGCCGCCCGGAGAGAGGCUGUCAUAA
Trematosphaeria pertusa is the source of this 3618-nucleotide messenger RNA. Its product is annotated as EXS-domain-containing protein. Gene Ontology annotation, biological process: cellular response to phosphate starvation; phosphate ion transport. Gene Ontology annotation, molecular function: inositol hexakisphosphate binding. The record is from RefSeq and is a predicted model, not a curated record. NCBI's taxonomy places the organism in Eukaryota, Fungi, Ascomycota, Dothideomycetes, Pleosporales, Trematosphaeriaceae. Gene Ontology annotation, cellular component: Golgi apparatus; plasma membrane; cytoplasm. Bases 1 to 3618 code for a protein of 1205 amino acids. The transcript is spliced from 11 exons.